Recurvomyces mirabilis is the source of this 1971-nucleotide messenger RNA. RefSeq names its product MAPK-activated protein kinase Srk1 (gene srk1). Gene Ontology annotation, biological process: cellular response to oxidative stress; protein phosphorylation. The record is from RefSeq and is a predicted model, not a curated record. The transcript is spliced from 3 exons. Gene Ontology annotation, molecular function: ATP binding; calcium/calmodulin-dependent protein kinase activity. NCBI's taxonomy places the organism in Eukaryota, Fungi, Ascomycota, Dothideomycetes, Mycosphaerellales, Teratosphaeriaceae. The coding region runs from base 1 to 1971 and encodes 656 amino acids.
AUGUCGACGAUACAGAACCUCAAGAACUUCAUCCGGCACGGCAAGCAGGCGCGGGAUGGACGCUCACCGCCGGACACGGCAACCACACAUGUCUCCAACGUCCACGCCCAGCAGAAAGGCUUCAACUAUGGCGGUGGUGCAGCUCAGCAACAACACGAUCAGUAUGGUAUAAGCGACCCAAACGUAUACGGCCAUAAGCCCCUCCAAGCGAAUGCACCACACCAGGAUUACUCGGCAGCAGCGGUAGACAACCGACAUGUCGCCGCCAAAGCCGGACACGCCGCCGCCGAUGCCGUGGAGCAGAAGCAGAAGCGGGAGGCGAGAGAUAAGGAGUACGACAGCUCGGUACUGGAACGCAUCGUCGCCGAAGAGCGAGAGAGCAAGGGCAAGCUGCCCAAGUAUCCCGGUCUGGAGCGAUGGACGCUCAUCGAGAAGAUGGGUGAUGGCGCCUUCAGCAACGUCUACCGAGCCCGGGACAACAACGGCCAAUACGCCGAGUGUGCCAUUAAGGUGGUACGGAAAUUCGAGAUGAAUUCUACACAGCGUGCGAAUAUCUUGAAGGAAGUCCAGAUCAUGCGACAGCUGGAUCAUCCUAACAUUGUGCAACUGGUCGACUUCUCCGAGAGCCGACAAUACUACUUUAUCAUUCUGGAGCUGUGUCCCGGUGGCGAGCUCUUCCAUCAGAUUGUGCGGUUGACGUACUUCAGCGAGGACCUUUCACGACAUGUCAUUUUGCAAGUUGCUGAGGCAUUAGAGUACUUGCAUGAGGAGGCUGGCGUUGUGCAUCGCGACAUCAAACCAGAGAACCUGCUUUUCUACCCGACACCUUUUAUACCGACCAAGCAUCCCAAGCCCAAGGCACCCGAGGAUGAAGACAAGGCCGAUGAGGGCGAGUUCGUCCGUGGUGUCGGUGCCGGUGGCAUUGGUACGAUCAAGAUUGCCGACUUUGGUCUUUCAAAGGUCAUCUGGGACAGCCAGACUAUGACACCUUGCGGUACUGUUGGUUACACUGCACCCGAGAUUGUGAAAGAUGAACGCUACUCGAAGAGUGUCGACAUGUGGGCGCUUGGAUGUGUGCUCUACACGCUACUAUGCGGUUUCCCACCCUUCUACGAUGAGAGCAUUCAAGUCUUGACCGAAAAGGUCGCACGCGGUCAAUAUACCUUCUUGUCACCAUGGUGGGACGACAUCUCGAAGUCGGCACAGGAUCUGGUCACGCAUCUUCUUACUGUGGACCCGGAGAAGCGAUACGAUAUAAAGCAGUUCCUGAACCAUCCCUGGAUCCGAGAGGCCAACGAACCUACCUACGCCGCGCACGACGCGCCCCCCCUCGCCACUCCCCUCUACAUGCGCUCAGGCGGCAUGUCAGCAGGCGACAAGGGCCAAUCACCCCUAAAGCCCGACUUCGCCUACCUCGACGAAACACCCGGCGCAGGUCGACGUCAAGACUUCCGCUCCCCCGGCGCCGUCAACCUCCGCGAGAACUUCGACGUCGUCUACGCCGUGCAUCGCCAAGAAGAAGAAGGUAAACGCCGCAAGAACUUCAAGCAAGGUUACCGCGGCGGCAACCCCAUGGCCUCUCUCAACGCCUUGGAUGAAGACUACGACGAAGACGACGAGUUCAACAACGAAGGCCAACCUUACUCCAGCGCCACGAACCCGCCCGCUAAAGUCCCCAAGUCCGCGGGCGGCGCGGCCGAUGUAGCAGGCAUGGAACGCCAGAUGAAGAACACGAAUCUCUCCGCCGCGGCACAAGCGCGACAGCAGGCCGCGCCCGCUCCUGCAUCUAGGGCUGCUCCGGCAGCGAAGGGAUACGGACAGCAUUCCCCCGAGGUGGCGGCGGCGGCGAAACGGCAGGUGAAGAAUAAGGCCGGAACGUUCGAGUUGAGUCUGGAUAAUGCGACGUUGAUUGGGCGGAGGGGGAAGAAGGGGCCGGUGCCGAGUAGUCUAAGGGAGCAGAUGGUGCAGUGA